ACCAUUUAUCACCCAUUUUGAUGCAUAAAAGCUUUGUGUGCGUUUAUGAACUAUCAUCAAGUUGCACUAUAUAUACCAUCACCACUCAAACUAGUAUUUUGAAGGAAAUGGGUUCUCUUAUGGCAGGUUGGGACUCACCUCUUCGUGAUCUUGAAUCUGCAAGGAACAGAUCUUUAACGAAAGAAGAUAUUUCUGCUUUUUGGAGGUUGAAGAAGAUAGAAGAGGAAGAACUUUUCUUUCUUAAAGCUUCUUAUAGACUCUCAAAGGAAGAUAAUAAGAAAGUAGUGUCUCAGGGGAGUGAGCCUCAUCCUACAAGUCUUGAUGUAAAUGAAGAAGAAAAUAUGGAACCACUUUUGAAGAAACAUGGCUGGUGGAUUAGUAGUAAGUGGGCUUUUUUGAACGAACCACCGAAGAUCUCAUGGAAAGCAUCAUACAAUUAUGUUGCACAAUUUCAUGUUGCUCGUAAACACAUUGAUCAUGACUUCAAUCUCUCUCAGGUUACUGAUGGCAUUCGAGCUUAAAUCCACAACAUUUAUAGAAGAAUAAUUGUUUUUUUCUUCUAAAAGUCAUAUUAAUCUUCAUUUAUGGAAUAAAUAAUUUAUUUAUAUUUGAAAAACUUGUAAUUUAUGUAUCUGUAUAUGUAUAUAUAAAAUUUGUGUGCA
This is a messenger RNA of Lactuca sativa (garden lettuce), 662 nucleotides long. RefSeq lists its product as uncharacterized. NCBI's taxonomy places the organism in Eukaryota, Viridiplantae, Streptophyta, Magnoliopsida, Asterales, Asteraceae. The record is from RefSeq and is a predicted model, not a curated record.